Trichechus manatus latirostris (Florida manatee) is the source of this 4138-nucleotide messenger RNA. It is a transcript of the gene SENP7, whose product is annotated as SUMO specific peptidase 7. Gene Ontology annotation, biological process: protein desumoylation; proteolysis. Gene Ontology annotation, molecular function: SUMO-specific endopeptidase activity. Bases 196 to 3282 code for a protein of 1028 amino acids. Gene Ontology annotation, cellular component: nucleus; cytoplasm. NCBI's taxonomy places the organism in Eukaryota, Metazoa, Chordata, Mammalia, Sirenia, Trichechidae. The record is from RefSeq and is a predicted model, not a curated record. The transcript has 25 exons.
AGAAGAUGGACAAGAGGAAGCCUGGGCGACGUCGAGCCUCAUCAGAAAUUGUCACAGAAGGAAAAAGGAGAAAGUCUUCAUCUUCUGAUUUACGUGAGUGUAAAAGUGAAGAUAUUUAAGUUCUGAACAAAUGAUUUCAAACUGUGGCUACAGCCUCUAAAUUCAUUCAUUCAUUUAUUCAGCAUAUCAUGAGCCAUGCACUUUGGAGAUACAAAGUUUCGGAUAACAAAGAUGUUAAAUGCAAAACCAGAGGAUAUUCAUGUUCAGUCGUCACUGUCCAAACUCAGAAGCUCAGAACGCUGGAAUCUCCCUUUGCAGGAGUUGAAAAGAAGCCUACGAAAUAAGGUUAUCUCUCUAGACCAUAAAAGUAAAAAAGGUGUCUGUGGGCAUCCUGUCACUUCUAAGGCAUCAUCAGAAAGGCAACUCAAAGUUAUGUUGACGAAUGUCCUAUGGACGGAUUUAGGACGAAAAUUCAGAAAGACCCUACCUAGAAACGAUGCUAAUUUAUGUGAUGCCAACAAGGUGCAUUCAGACUCCUUGCCUUCGACAUCUGUUGACAACCUAGAGGCAUGUCAAAAAUUAGAACCUCUUCACCAAAGCCUUAAUUUAUCUGAAAGGAUACCCAGAGUUAUAUUGACGAAUGUCCUGGGAACGGAGUUAGGAAGAAAAUACAUACAGACCCUACCUGUAACUGAGCACAGUAUGGGUGAUACAGACAACUUGCAAUCAGAGCAACUUUCUUCAUCACCUGAUGGCAACCUAGAAUCUUGUCAAAAUCUAAAUCCUCCCAAGAGCUGUUUUUUAUCUGAAAGGGGUUCACAAUCAAGUAAGACGACAGUAAAUAACAAAUCUGCAAAGCAGGCUGCACACACUAAAGAAAAGCAAAGAGAUGAUGAUGGCAUUUCUCUUGUAAUGUCUGAUACUCAGCCUAAAGACUUUAAUAGUGGAAGUAGAGGUUGUGAUCAUCUUGAAGAGGGGAGCAGAAACAAGGAUGAUACAUAUUCUGAUUCAGAAAUGGAACCCACUCUAAUUUCCAGGAAGAUAAAGAAAAGGCUUAGAAGUAAUUUAUCUGAUUCUCAUAAUUCUGCUUGUUCUCUGGAGAAGUCAACAGAACAGACAAAAGAACAAGAAAAUGACUCAACAGUAUCCACUGAGUUUGAAAAGUCAAGUGAAAACUAUCAUCAGGACCCAAAACUGCUUGAAGAAAUUUCACCUGAACCUGUAGAAAAUGAUUUUACUAAACCAUCUUCGCUCAGUAGUCAGGAGUUGGCUUUGAGUGCUGCCCCCAAAAGUGCCUCUGACUGUGCAACCACUGGAACAUUUGAGAGCCCUGCUUCCAGUAAUACUGUGGGGAAUUCACCCCUGGUUGAAAAGGGUGAGAAUGAGUUGAAUACAAUCGAAAAGCCUCUUCUAAGUGGACACAGUGAAGGGAACCAUUCGUUGAUCUCAGCUGAACCAAUUGUUGUUUCCAGUGAUGAAGAAGGACCUGUUGAACAUAAAAGUCCAGAAAUUCUUAAAUUACAACCUAAGCAAGACCAUGAGAUCAUUAAUGAAAAUGAGAGGACUUCUGAAUCAGCAUUGUCAGAACUACCUUUGAUUACAUGUGAAUCUGUACAGGCUGCAUCUGAAUUACGUCCUGUCAUGGAAAACAUUUCCUGUAUUAUGCCUGGUAAAGAGAUGGAUCUACAACUGGAUUUUAUGUUUACUUCUGUUUAUAUUGGAAAAAUAAAAGGAGCAUCUAAAGGUUCUGUUACAUUCACGACAAAGUAUGUUAAGAUUCCAUUUCAAGUGUCCCUCAAUGAAGUUUCAUUGCUAGUGGAUACUACGCAUUUAAAGAGGUUUGGGUUAUGGAAAAGUAAAGAUGAUGACCACAGUAAAAGGAGUCGUACUAUCCUUUUCCUCUGGGUUUCUUCAAAUUAUCUUCAAGAGAUUCAGAUCCAAUUAGAAAAUUCUGUAUUAAGCCAGCAAUCAAAAUCCAGUGAAUUCAUUUUCCUUGAGCUACACAAUCCUAUUUCACAAAGAGAAGAAUUGAAAUUGAAAGAUAUUAUGACAGAAAUAAGUACGACCAAUGGAAAAUUAGACCUUUCUUACCCGUUGUCUUGGGUUCAGGCAUUUCCUUUGUUUCAGAGCCUCUCUUCAAGAGAAAGUUCUUUUAUUCAUUAUUACUGUGCUUCAGCUUGUUCUUUCCCUACUGCUGCUGUUGAAGAAAUGAAGGUGAAGUCAGUGUCUCAGUCCUCAAGUGUAGAUGCAGCCAAGCCUACUUACACCUUCCUACAGAAGCAAAGCAGUGGUUGCUACUCACUUUCUAUUACAUCUAAUCCAGAUGAAGAAUGGCGAGAAGUCAGGCACACUGGACCUGUUCAGAAGUUGAUUGUAUAUCCUCCACCACCUACUAAAGGGGGAUUAGGAGUAACUAAUGAAGAUCUGGAGUGCUUAGAAGAAGGAGAAUUUCUUAAUGAUGUAAUCAUUGAUUUCUAUCUUAAGUAUCUUAUAUUGGAGAAGGCAUCAGAUGAACUUGUUGAACGAAGUCACAUUUUUAGUAGCUUUUUCUAUAAGUGCUUGACAAGAAAGGAAAAUAAUUUAACAGAAGAUAAUCCAAAUCUCUCAAUGGCACAGAGAAGACAUAAAAGAGUAAGAACAUGGACUCGUCAUAUAAACAUUUUUAAUAAAGAUUACAUCUUUGUGCCUGUAAAUGAGUCGUCUCACUGGUAUCUUGCAGUCAUUUGUUUUCCAUGGUUAGAAGAAGCUGUGUAUGAAGAUUUUUCACAAACUGUGCCCCAGCAAUCCCAGGCUCAGCAGUCUCAACAGUACAACAAAACAAUAGAUAAUGAUCUACAUACUACUUCAACACUAUCCUUGGGUGCAGAGGAUUCCCAAAGUACCGAGAUGAAUAUGUCUGUACCAAAGAAAAUGUGUAAAAGGCCAUGUAUUCUCAUACUUGACUCCUUGAAAGCUGCUUCUAUACAAAAUACAGUUCAGAAUUUACGAGAGUAUUUAGAGGUAGAGUGGGAAGUCAAACGGAAAACUCAUCGUGAAUUUAGCAAAACAAGCAUGGUGGACCUGUGCCCUAAAGUUCCUAAGCAAGAUAAUAGCAGUGAUUGUGGAGUGUAUUUACUGCAAUAUGUGGAAAGCUUCUUCAAGGAUCCUAUUGUUAACUUUGAACUUCCAAUUCAUUUGGAGAAAUGGUUUCCUCGUCAUGUAAUAAAGACCAAACGGGAAGAUAUUCGAGAGCUUAUUUUGAAACUUCAUUUACAGCAACGGAAGGGCAGCAGUAGUAGUUAAUCUCUGUAAACAUGACACAGAUGUUCUACAAGAUUACUGGAAAGCUGCUUACCAGCAUUUGCAUUAGCCAGCUCACAAAGAAGAGAAGUAACUUGGAGUAGUUUUAUUUUAUAAAUCAUUGAACAUUAUUUAAAAUAUAUAAGAUUUAUUAUUAGAAUUGUUGGGAUCUCAGACAUGGGGAGGGAAUUGGGGUGAUGUAGAUAAACUUACUAAAUAGAAAUUAAAAUUUCAUAAAUAUUUGAUAUUUUUCUGAGUGAAUAUGCUUGGAUUAUGCAAUAGCAUAUGUAAGGUGACAGUGUUUUUGUAGAUAAUAAAACGAUGUGAUCUGUACUUCCUCAUGACUGGGAGUUGAAGGGAGUUAGGCUCUUCCUGGUGCCAGCCCCAGUGCUUGUCAAUUUUGUUGACAAGUCACAUCAUAUUGUAAUUCUGUUCUUUGCAGCUCAAGCAUGCAGUAUGAAUACUGUGUAUUUUUUUUUUUUUUUUUUUGAAGAAUUUAGUAUCAAGCCUUCAGAAAAUGCCAUUUACGGCAUCCCUUCUGUAUAGUGUAAAAGAAGACAUUCAUAAUGUUAGGAAGAUGAAAAAUACUCAUUCUUUCAAAGUAAAAAUUCAUUCUUUCAAAGUGCAGCUUAUCAUGUUUCUCAGUUGCUAAAUGGAAUUUACAAUUUCUGCUCUAACUGUGAUUUUUUUUUUUCCAUUUCUUUUGACAUCGUAUGUGGGGAUUUGAGAAUUAAUUGAUUCAGGGUGACGUUUGGAAUAAACUAAAAAACUGGAUUUUUUUCUAUUUCUUUUUUAUGGUUUUCUUUCUGAAAUUAGAGAAACAAAGUAAAAGAAAUACCAAAAAAAAAAAAAUUAGCUA